Molecule: messenger RNA, 1419 nt
Organism: Microthlaspi erraticum
Lineage: Eukaryota; Viridiplantae; Streptophyta; Magnoliopsida; Brassicales; Brassicaceae
Source: the annotation of a GenBank genome assembly
AUGAAUCUGAGAUCAAAGAAUGUUUCUCCUAUAGAUAGGCGCAAAUUUGUGAAGCUAAAGACCAGCCAAGAAUUCAAGGCUGUGAGUGGUAGCUACAAGGAAAGAAGGCGCAAACAGAUUCCUCACACUUGCAGUCGCAAGGGAAUGGUUAGACUUGCAGAAGAAAUGAAAACUGCUAGUGGAAACCCAUCUGAAGUGACUCGGCUGAAGGUGUGGAUGAAGUCGCGUACAAGGAAAGAUGGUACACCGGUGAAUACGAAUGCAGCAGAGAAGAUGAAAAAGGCAGCUGAGUUAGUUGAUAAUGAUACUCCACCCUCUACAACAAAUGAAGGAGAGGAUUCACUUACGCUACUACUAGGACCUAAUAAUCCGGGUAGAAUGAGGGUCCUGGGUAGGAACAUGAAUAAAACGAAGUUAGCAUGUUUCCAGGUGCAACACAGGUGUAUGACUGAGAUGGAAGAGAAGCAAGUUCAUCUCCAACAGAAGGUCAAAGAGUUGGAAGAUGAAAUUGCAAAAAUGAAAAACCAGCGACAAGAACCAGAGGUGGGUGAGAAUUCGGCUGCAAAGAGUGUCAAUAAAAGAUCACAACCUAAGUGUGUAUUGGUUGACUGGGCUGGUCCUACGGAUGUCAAAGUAUUUGUUGACUCUGCUACUAAACCAGAUGCAUUCCUGUGGAGACAUGCAAAAUCGGUGGAAGAAGCAGUAGACAUUACACCACUGGGUCAUAGAGCGAGCUCAAUAAACAAAUGCAAGCUUCUGGAUUUGUCUUCAGAUGAAAUUGUAGUUGCUGAAGGGCGAUGGCAGACAGAAGAACCAAAAGCGUUGGUUAAUGGUCUACCUCUUGGACUAAAGGCAGUAAAAGUCUUUGUUGAUGUGGUGCAUGAACCAGAGACAUUUAUAUGGAGGCCUACGGUUGAAGCAGCAUACAUUGAGGAUUGUCUAAUGUCUUUUGUAGCAUGGCCUGCCAGCAAAGUUGUAUUCGAGAACUCAAGAGAUGGAACGGGGCAUAAAUCUCGUUUUCAGAACUCUACAUCCGCUGAUCAAACCUCAGAUGCAUCAGGGUCUAAAUCUCUUACGCAGACAUCUCUGCCAGGUGGUUCACAGUCAGCAGCCAGAGUCUCAAAGUCGGCUACUGAGAAGUCUGCAGGAACACAUCCGGUUAUCAAGGAAAAUCAUAGGUGCAAGAUGAUGGACAUUUCCGGAAGGAAGGUUGUCGUUGCAGAGGGUCGUGUGCAUUCUACCGACCCUGAACAAAAGGUACACUUUGUUAGACUGGGGCAUGAUGCAGCAAGAGUUUGGGUAGAUAUAGUGAAGGUAGAUGAUGCAGCAGUUUGGAAGCCAUCAGAUGAAAUCGAGACUAUGAAAGAUGCACACGGUUCAUCAAUCGCAUGGCCAAUGGAGAAAUUGGUCAUCUUUUGA